Dendroctonus ponderosae (mountain pine beetle) is the source of this 3024-nucleotide messenger RNA. RefSeq names its product calcium-binding mitochondrial carrier protein SCaMC-2 (gene SCaMC). The record is from RefSeq and is a predicted model, not a curated record. Gene Ontology annotation, molecular function: ATP transmembrane transporter activity; calcium ion binding. The transcript has a single exon. Gene Ontology annotation, biological process: transmembrane transport. The coding region runs from base 115 to 1542 and encodes 475 amino acids. Lineage: Eukaryota; Metazoa; Arthropoda; Insecta; Coleoptera; Curculionidae.
UCAAAAUAACCUUAGAAUCUCAAUGAGCGAGUGUGUCAUGCGUCAGUUGGAGAAUGUACAAAAAUCAUUGGAAGGAAUUUCUCUGCAGUGUGUCUGCAACCUAGUUUAUUAAACAUGCCUCGUUCAAAGGAUCCAACAAAAGUGCCUCCGCAUUACUUUCACGAGCUACCCCAGGAAGACGAAGUAAGAUUAGAAAAACUAUUUAUAAAGCUUGACAAAAAGGGUAACGGACGAAUCGACGUGCACGACUUAUCGGCAGCCCUACGUGAACAUGGUGUGCAUCAAAAAUAUGCUGAGCGAUUUCUCAAAAAUAGCAAAACAACCAGUGGCGAUUUAUCAUUAGCAGAUUUUAUUUAUUAUGUAAGAGAACAUGAGAAAAAUCUUAGACUACACUUUGCAAAUCUGGACAAGAACAGAGAUGGAAAAAUUGAUACCGAUGAACUAGUGCGUGCAUUUUGCGACUUAGGCAUCCCCUUAGAUAGACGAGAGGCCACCAAAUUGUUACAGAGGAUGGAUCAAGAUGGAAGUCUCAAUAUCAGCUACGAUGAAUGGAGAGACUUUCUACUUUUGGCCCCAAGCAAUAACAUACAAGAACUCAUUAACUACUGGAGGCACUCAACUUAUAUCGACAUUGGAGAAGAUAUGAAUAUUCCGGACGACUUCACACCCAUUGAGAUGCAAACUGGAAGGUGGUGGCGCCAUUUAGCAGCUGGAGGUGUUGCUGGAGCUGUAUCAAGAACCUGCACAGCUCCUUUGGAUAGACUGAAAGUGUUUUUACAAGUGCAACCUUCUAAGCAAAGAAUAUUUGACUGCUUACAGAACAUGCUAAGGGAAGGAGGUGUGACUGGUUUAUGGAGAGGAAAUGCCAUGAAUGUAUUGAAAAUUGCUCCGGAGACAGCUAUUAAGUUUGCUGCGUACGAACAAGUGAAACGAGUCAUUAAAGGUAAUUCUAAAGAAGCCCUUAGCAUUUAUGAAAGAUUCUUUGCUGGAGCUGCUGCCGGAGGAGUCAGUCAAACUAUUAUCUAUCCCUUGGAAGUUUUGAAAACUAGAUUAGCCUUAAGGAAAACUGGGCAGUACAGUAGCAUAGCCGAUGCAGCAUAUAAGAUAUAUGUCGGUGAAGGUGUUCGAGCAUAUUACAGAGGCUACAUUCCAAAUAUUCUGGGUAUUAUUCCAUAUGCGGGUAUUGACUUAGCUGUAUAUGAAACUUUGAAGAAGAAAUACUUUAAAACCCACUCUAGCAGUGAACAGCCCGCUUUUUGGAUGUUGCUGGCUUGUGGAAGUGCUAGUAGCACACUGGGUCAAAUGUGUUCUUAUCCUCUAGCAUUAAUCCGAACGAGGCUUCAGGCCCAAGUGAUUCAUCCUUCUAUGGACCCAGCUACAGCGACAAUGUCCGGUGUUUUUAAAACCAUACUCCAGAAGGAAGGUGUAUUUGGGCUUUAUCGAGGCAUAACUCCAAAUUUUAUUAAAGCAAUACCCGCAGUGAGUAUAAGUUAUGUUACUUAUGAGUAUUCAAGUCGAAUAUUAGGGAUUCAUAUGACAUGAUCACCAGGAACCUUAGAAAUGAAAUUUAUUUAUUUUUUUAACGUUAGAAACCUUACAAAAAGGUUAACAUGAUUCCUCCCAUAAGUAUUUAUUAUUUUUAGUUAGUGGGAAUUUUACAUAAGCAAACAUAUAUAGGUUUUAAGCAUGGGUUCUGUGAUAAUUUAUAGUUAUGUAUAUACUUAGUCCAUAGAUAGGCUUUUAAAAGAUGUUGCACAGUGAUGUUAAACACCCAUGGAUAUUGUCUUGAAGUAAAUUUGAUAAUACCAGAAACUUCGGUGUAGUUUUUGUUAUGGAGUGAAUAUAUUAUACGUUGUGUGGUGUUCUGGUCAAAUAAUAUUAAUAAUCGAGUGUAUGAUUGAAAUUAAACAAAAACCAUACUCUUAAUGUAGCUUUUAAUUGCAAAUUGUGGCAAGAGAGCUGGUGGGAAAUUGAGCAGCUCAUUCAUUUGAUAUAACAUUACUUCUUAAGAAAUAGCAAUAUUGUUCAAAUUGGAUUUGAACCUCAACACCGGUUCUGCAUCGUUUAAUUUUAUUUAUGUGCUUACUUGAGCAUAAAAUAACCAUCACCAAAGAGUAUUUAUUUAUCCAAAAUAUUCUUGGUCCAAAGUUUAAAUGAAAAGUUAUUUGAUAAAAUUGUAGUCUAGGAAUGUCACCUUGUAAUUGCUAAUCACGGCUAUCCCUGGAUUUCUAUGUAACAUGAGCCAGUACUUUAUUGUUUCAAUAUUGUACAUAUUUUUACAUUUUACAUGCCUCCCACUCCUUUUAAACAUAAGUAUUUAUUGGUAAUUUUAGUUAAAUCAUUAGCGCUUUCGGAAACAUAAUAACAUGUUAGGUUACUAUACUUUAUGCAAUUCAAUAAAACCUAAAGUUAAAAAAAUACAAUUGUUGAAGCCUUUGCGGAUAAUGAAUGCUUUUAUUAAAUCGAUAAAAAGUGUAAUGUUUUUGAAAAUGAGGGAUUAUGUGUGGUACCUAUCCUUUUAAAUCAAAACUACUUCAUUUUACAAAGUAUUGUUACCAAAUAAUGAUGGCCAAAGAAGUCCAAGACUUUUUAGCUCAUCUAUCUGUUAAAAACUCUCAUCAUUGCUUGUUGUACGGCUUAUUUGGAUUGAAUACUGGUAAAGUUUUAUUUAAGGAAACAUUACUUGAUAUUUUUAAAACAUUGCGUUGGAAUGUAAAUCCAAAGAAGAAGCCAGCGUGGAAAAGUAGAUCUUAAAUUGUAAUUUAUUUAUAAAUGUUUGUAAUCGCGAGUUUGAUUCCCUUUUAUCCCAUGUGCUGUGAUGUGGGUACAAUUUCCUUUGUUGUGUUUAAGGAUUGUUGAUUUUCUUAGCAUUUAUUACUGAUAACGAAAUAUUUAUGGGAUAAAUUGUUACCCGUCUACUUUCUAAAUGUUCAUGCUUUCAAAUGUUACAGUUUUUCAGCCUACAAUACUCAACUUGUUCACGAUAGCCAGUUAUCGGUUCAAUAAAUUUCAAUAUACCAAAAA